AUGGCCUCACAGCUGACCAAGUCUUCUAAAGACACUUCGUUGUGCUAUCUGCCGAAACGGCCUCCCGUUGAUAUUGAGUUCCAGGAUUUGACGUACACAGUGCCACUGGGAAGGAAAGGUUCCAAACUGAUUUUGAGAAGUGUCAAUGGUGAAUUCAAAUCUGGUCAGUUACACGCCAUCUUAGGACCUUCAGGAGCAGGCAAAAGCACUUUAUUGAAUAUUUUGGCUGGUUACAAAUGCCGAGACGCAACAGGUUCAAUCCUCAUAAAUGGAAAGCAAAGGAAUCUCAAACAUUUUUUGAAGAUGUCUCGGUAUAUUAUGCAAGAAGACGUGAUCCAACCGAUGUUGACAGUCGAAGAAGCUAUGCUUGUGGCGGCGAAUUUGAAGUUGGAAAAAUAUAUGCCGGAAGCUGAGAAAUUGAAAGUGAUCGAUGAAAUUCUGGAUCUCCUGAGGUUGACACGAACGAAAAAGACACAAACCAAUGCACUGUCUGGUGGAGAACGAAAAAGAUUGUCCAUAGCUCUGGAAUUGAUAAACAACCCACCAGUUCUAUUUCUGGAUGAACCCACGACGGGCCUAGACGAUUUAUCCUGCUCCCAGUGCAUAGCUUUACUGAAGAAAAUUGCCGAGGGUGGUAGGACAGUCAUCUGUUCUAUCCACACGCCUAGUGCUAAGCUGUUUUCCGUGUUCGACAACGUUUACAUCAUAUCCUCGGGGCAAUGUGUCUAUCAAGGCUACGGACCGGAGGUAGUGCCUUAUUUGUCUGGGAUAGGGAUCGAAUGUCCAAAACAUUACAAUCCAGCGGAUUUCGUGAUGGAACUCUGCUGUAAUGAGUACGGAGAUCAUCAAGAUCGUUUGGUGUCUGUGAUAGAUAAUGGAAAAAAUAUUUACAGCCAGAAAACAAAAGUUGAAAGUUUUUAUGAAGAAGUGGAUUUGGGUUCUAGUAUAGCAUCAAUUAGGGAAGAUAAGCCAGUAGAAACUAGUACAAUAAAGAAUAUAGAAUAUCAGACUAGCUGGAUUAGGCAAUUUCACAUAUUGAUAAUGAGGAUGUGGUUACAAAUGUGGAGAGACAAGUGUUAUCUUCUACUACGGGUGAUCAUUUACAUUGUCGUCGGAGCCAUGGUAGGAACAAUUUAUCUGGAUAUGGGACAAGAUGCUUCGAAAACGAUAUUUAAUUUCGGAUUCUAUUUCUGUUGCCUCAUCUUCUUCAUGUAUAUUCCUAUGAUGCCAGUUCUGCUGCAAUUUCCAAAGGAGAUUCAGCUGGUGAAGCGGGAGCACUUCAAUAAGUGGUACAGACUUAGCGCCUAUUUUUCAGCCCUGACAGUGUCUACCAUCCCCAUACAGUUAACACUCGGAUCAAUCUACGUGUUCCUCGUAUAUUUCCUCACUAGUCAGCCAAUGGAAAUCGAGAGACUGUUGAUGUUUUUUGUUGUUUGUAUCAUGACGGGUGUCAUAUCGGAAAGCUUGGGGCUGAUGAUUGGUUCCUUGUUGAAUAUUGUGAACGCCAUGUUCGUCGGACCAGUCGCUGCAGUCCCUUUCAUGCUGCUGGCAGUCUAUGGCUUCGGGUCCGGCUACGACACCAUCCCCACGCUCAUCAAAAUCGCCAUGUACUUCAGCUACCUGCGCUACUCCCUGGAAGCUCUCAUUCACGCCAUGCUGAAGGACAGAGAGAAACUGAAAUGCCCCGAAACCGAAGAGUACUGCCUCUACAACGACCUGGACUACUUUGUCAGAGAGAUGGGAAUGGGCAACAUUGUUUAUUGGCACAACAUCCUCGUGUUGGUCUUCAUAUUCUUGUUGUUCAGAGGAGGAAGUUAUUAUUUGUUGCGGCAGCGGCUGAUGCCUAAUAAGACCUCGUUGGCGAUACAGUACAUAGGCAGGUUCGUCAAGUCCCAUAUGGGUUUGACGAGGUGAUAUUCUUGGAAUACUCCAAUUGUUUCAUCAAAACAUGUAGAACCUAUAUUAUAUCUCUGA
Phaedon cochleariae (mustard beetle) is the source of this 1974-nucleotide messenger RNA. Lineage: Eukaryota; Metazoa; Arthropoda; Insecta; Coleoptera; Chrysomelidae. The record is from the annotation of a GenBank genome assembly.